AUGCGCCUGCUAGGGUCUGCUGUCCUUUUCUCUGUUCUGCUGCAGGCUAUGGUAAGAAAAAAAAAGUAGAUAAGGAUUGAAGUGCUGGUCUAAGUUGCAGGGCUCAAAGAAUGUCAGAUUUUGUUAGACUUAACUUUAUUACUUGCUGGUUAUUUAUGUCUUAAUUCCUUUUAUGUUUGUGUUCAAAGUGAUUCUUGCACAACUCUUUGUAUAUUUGAUUAAUUUUUCACUUAAAGAUUUAAAUGAGCAGCCUCACAGAGAUUCCAGUAUCUGAGAAUCAGUUGUCUUUUACCUAUGAAGCAGGAUAAAUGUAUAUUUUGAACUCAAGCCCCCAUCACUUAAGUCUAUUUUUCACACACUUCUCUCCCUACAGUCUGCUCCGACAGAGGAUUGGCAGACAGCCACUUCUAUUUAUGACUUCUCUGCAACAGAUAUUGAUGGCAGUGUGGUUUCCUUGGAAAAAUACAGGUAAUUCCAUCAGUGACCUCCCAGUAUAUUCCUUCAUUUGCUGCAGUGGGUAAUACCUGGACUGACAUGCAGUUACUUUAGCAGUUAUUAUCUGUGUUUUUGUCCAGGGGCAAUGUUGUCAUCAUCACCAAUGUUGCCUCUAAAUGAGGUAAAACCCCAAUAAACUACUCUCAGUUUACGGAACUGCACGCCAAGUAUGCUGAGAGGGGUUUACGCAUCCUCGCCUUCCCUUCUAACCAGUUUGGGAACCAGGUAUGUAACACUAUGGAGCCGAUAGAGAUGGCUAUUUUAUGUAGCAACCAACACAAAUGACAUUUUCCUCCCUUAUUUGUUUUACUUUAAAGGAGCCUGGCACUGAAGCUCAGAUCAAGCAGUUUGCUGGUUCUUACAAUGCUCAGUUUGACAUGUUCAGUAAGAUCGAUGUAAACGGAGCCAACGCUCAUCCCCUGUGGAAGUGGCUCAAAAAUCAGCCCAAUGGAAAAGGGUUCAUGGGAAAGUAAGUGGAAGAGAAAUACAUAAAUGAAAAAUCAGUUAAGGAAAUGGCAUGGCAUUUCUGUUAUUAUGAAUAUGACUUGUAUUUAUUUAUUUUGAAGUAUUAAAUCAUAACUCAUCUUAGUGUUUACUUGUGGUGUUAUUUUUUAACAUGUUUUUUUGUUUUCACUCCUGCAGUAGUAUCAAGUGGAAUUUCACAAAGGUAAGUAUUUUUUUUAAUCAAUUAUUGUUGUUAUAGACACCGACAGAGUUUGUAGAGCCAAUGUUACAUAAUAUAUAACUGUGUGUGUGUAUCUGUGUGUUUGAAGUGUGUAUAAUAUAUUCCAUAACAAUUCCAUACUUCCUAUUUUACAGUAAUAAUUAAUAAAGGUAGAAGAAUAGAAAUGUUUAUGAUUGUGAAGAUAAAACCAAAAAUUGUUGUUUUCCAUAAAUGUCUAUUUUUUUCCCUCUUUUGUUAAACUUAUUAACUUCACUGAUUCUUUUCUGUUUCCUUGUCUUCUGUAGUUUUUGAUCAACAGAGAGGGUCAGGUAAUGAAGAGAUAUGGACCCCUGGAUGAUCCCAGUGUGAGUAUAGACACACACUCUUGAUAUGGAUGGCAUGUUGUCUAAAUUGCUUGGUUGCAUAAUAACUUCGAUUUAACCUGUUUGCCUGAAAACAUUGUGUGCACAGUGCUACUGAGUUGAAAUGAUUAAACAGACCUUUUGAAGAAGUUGUUGUUAUCUCUGGCCCACCUUUCACAAAACCCAGAGAAACAUUUUGACAUGAGUGUAGCUGUAACUGCACCCUGUAUUAUAGGUAUACUUGAGGGCGAUGUUAACAUCUUUGCUGGUUUAUUUUACAGGUGGUGGAGAAGGAUCUUCCCCAGUACUUAGAUGUCGAUACUACAUCCUAA
This is a messenger RNA of Xyrichtys novacula (pearly razorfish), 1853 nucleotides long. Lineage: Eukaryota; Metazoa; Chordata; Actinopteri; Labriformes; Labridae. The record is from the annotation of a GenBank genome assembly.